Molecule: messenger RNA, 3267 nt
Organism: Melampsora larici-populina 98AG31
Lineage: Eukaryota; Fungi; Basidiomycota; Pucciniomycetes; Pucciniales; Melampsoraceae
Exons: 8
Coding region: 1-3267 (1088 amino acids)
Biological process (GO): actin cytoskeleton organization; signal transduction
Cellular component (GO): cytoplasm
Source: RefSeq, a predicted model, not a curated record
AUGACCGGUCAAUUCGUACGAGCCUUAGGAACAGUCUAUCAUUUAGAUUGUUUCAGAUGUCAAGAUUGUAAUAAAGUGGUGGCUUCCAAGUUUUUCCCAGUAGAUGCAGGUUUAGACGGUAAAACUCAAUAUCCACUCUGUGAAACUGAUUAUUUCAGAAGACUUGGUUUGAUUUGUGGAAAAUGCGGUGGAGCUCUUAGAGGUUCUUAUAUCACGGCUCUAGAUAUGAAAUUCCAUGUUGAACAUUUUACUUGUUCAAUUUGUCCUACAAUCUUUGGACCACAGGAUAGUUAUUAUGAACAUUCUGGAAAGGUUUAUUGUCAUUAUCAUUAUUCGACUCGAUUUGCCGUGAAAUGUACGGGAUGUCAAACUGCGAUUUUAAAACAAUUUGUGGAAAUCAAUCGAAACAAUACAGAUGAACAUUGGCAUCCUGAAUGUUAUAUGAUUAAUAAGUUUUGGAAUAUUAAACUUGCUGUUUCAUUAGCUUCUAGUCGCAAAAUCUUACCACCAUCAACACAACCAACCGAUAAUGAUACACAACCGACUAACAACGAAACGACCCACUCAGAUCCUUCAAGUUCAAGUACUUCAACCGAUUCUAAUACACCAGAUUGGCAACAUCAAGAAGCGAUUGAAACAGCUCAAUCAUUAAAAGAAAAACAAAAAGUCAUGGAAGAAAAAGUCUAUAGGAUUUGGACAGUCCUUUCGACCUUUGAAGAGAGUAGUGCGGCUUGUAUAUCUGAAAUGUUAAGACAUGUUAGUAGUGGUCAUUAUCUCGAAGGGGUUAAAAUGGCAGGAAAAUUCGUGUUACAUGUUGAAACACUUUUUGCUGCUAUUGAUGAUUUGGAUUAUCUCUUUAGAAGUAAAAAUGCAAAAGAAAUCUCACAUGUUAGAGAAGCAAGAAUGUUAUGUAAAAAGAUUGUGAAUUUCUUUUCACUCUUAUCACAUACACAUGAAACAGGAGCCCGAAAGAUGAGUAUCACACAAGAAUUAUUAUCAUUGGUAACCGGUUUAGCACAUUAUUUAAAGAUUUUAAUUCGAAUCGCUUUAACAAGUGCAUUGAAAUUAGAAAGAGAAUUUGGAGAUCGAACUGGGAUUUUACAAUUCUUAUCUAGAUUAGAUAGAUUAGCAAGGGAUCCAGAUGCAUCAAAAGCUACUACAAGUAAUACACCGACUAAAUCUCAAUCAAAUCAUCCUAAUCAUACACAUUCUUCUUCAAAUGGAAAACCAAGACCUUAUGGAUAUAAAUCAUUAACAAGAGCUGUCGGCACUCUUUUUGCUCAAGGGGUGGCAACUACCGAUCUUUGUGAAGCUUGUAAACAAACGGUUGAAGAAGAAUGUAUUCGAUUCGGGACUAGUUUGAGAUGGCAUCAUUCAUGUUUAAGAUGUUCAACUUGUCAUAAAUCACCUGAGAAACCCAAUAAUUAUACCCAUCCUAAUCAAAAUCCGAAUUCGAAUUCGAUUGAAAAUGGAUCUCAUAAUCCAAUGAUUAGUUUAUCAAUUCAAAUCAAGAGUUAUAAAUUAGAAAUCAAUCAACAAACUAAUUCAAGAUCGACGACUUCAACUUCAUCACCUAAUAAAAAUUUACAAAUCUAUUGUGAAGAAUGUGCCAUGAAUGCUAAUCGAAUGAUUAAUUCGAUUGGAUUAAAUAAUGGAAUUGGAACUUUGAUGGAUGGAUUUGAAUUGGUCACUAGAUUAGAACAGUAUGCAUUUUUACUUUGUGUGGCUCUUAAUAAACUUUAUGGGUUAUUGAAACAGAGAGGAGUUUUACCUAUGCCUACAAGUAAAUCAUUGUAUGAUGCAUAUCGGAAUUCAACAGAUAUCAAAAGAAUGAAAACAGUAGAUUUAGAUCGAAAGUUGUCUACAACUGCCCGAUUACCACAACGAUCAACAGUAGUCGAAAGUCCAUCUGGAAGAGUAGCACAAGCUGCCAUCGAAUCGAAUCCGACUGGAGGAUUAAGACCACAAGACUCUGGAUCGAUGAUGACACCUACUACAACAAUUCCUUCGCCUAAUUUGAAUGGGAAUGCUACACUGAAUAAUGACCCACAAGGAUCAUCUACAAGUCCAGUCACAGUAAGACCAACACUUUCAAGAAACUUAACAGCCGUAAGGAUCGUAGAUGAACAACCGAUGAAUCCCAACACAAGAGAAGAAGAAACCUCGAUCAUCGAAACGACGACUUCAGGCAUCACCUUGGCCGAUUUACCAAGAGCCAUGGAAGCCGAAAGAUUUAGAGUAGCUCAUAAAGCUUUACCCACUCAAGUCACGACGCUUUCGGAAUUAUCUGCACUUGAAUCGGUGAUUGUUAAACAUGUGGCGGCUUUCCUUUUGGGUUCUAAUGAAGCGAUUCGUGAGAUUUGUUCGUUGGAUGAGCUUUUGGAAAUGAUUGAGGUUAGGAAAGGUAACUUUUGGGGUAAGUUGUUUAAAGGGAACACUGAAAAAUCCAAAAUUAAGAAAAAGGGUGUGUUUGGAGUACCAUUAGACGUGUUAAUAGAAAGACAUGGAGUGGAUUCAUUAUUAGGAGCAGGAGCCGGACAAUUAAGAGUACCGAGUUUUAUAGAUGAUGUGAUUUCAGCCAUGAAACAGAUGGAUAUGUCAGUAGAAGGGAUUUUUAGGAAGAAUGGAAAUAUCAGAAGAUUAAAAGAAUUGACCGAUUCGAUUGAUCGAGAUGAUGGUGUGAUGAUGAAUAAUUUUAGUGAUGAUAAUCCAGUCCAACUUGCAGCUUUGUUGAAGAAGUUUUUGAGAGAUUUACCUGAUCCUUUAUUAACGUUUAAACUUCACCAUCUUUUUAUUGCUUCUCAACGAAUUGAGAAUGAAAUAGAAAGGAGGAAAACGUUACAUUUGAUCUGUUGUUUAUUACCAAAAUCACACCGAGACACAAUGGAAGUUUUAUUUGUAUUCAUGAAAUGGGUUGCAUCUUUUUCACAUGUGGAUGAAGAAACAGGAUCGAAGAUGGAUUUACAAAACUUAGCCACAGUGAUCACCCCGAAUAUCUUAUAUAAUCGAUCUAAAGAACCACCUAGUCGAGAUGAAUCCUUUUUGGCUAUCAGAGCUGUGAAUGAAUUGUUGGAAUUUCAAGAUGAAAUCUUUAUGGUACCUGAAACGGUUUGGUUGGUGAUGAGAAAUUCGGAGAUGACUAACUUGGGAAAUCAUUUGAAUGUGAAUGAAAUCACAUCUAAAGAUAGUAAGUUUUUUUUUCCAUCUAGAGUGAUUGAGCCAGGUUUUUUUAAAUUGAAUUUUAAUGAUUUUAUUUUUUUGGAAUAG